AUGUUGCUCGGCUUCAUGGGGGGGGAGGACUAUGCCGAGCCCAUUCUGCUGAACACGCACCACCUGCCAGUGGCUGAGAAAGCUUCAAAGAACUGCGCCGGAGAGCUGGUUGUUGAAGAGGAGCGCACUGAUCUCAUUUCACUCCUUAUUGAGGCCUAUUUGAAAUACAAGGUGACAAAGGCUCACUACUUGGAUGGAUGGUGUGAUUGUUCAUCUGGUGUCUUUGUUCCGGCUGCUCAUGACCGAAUCUGGCACCGGUGGGCUUGGUCAGGUGCAUGGACGGCCAAGGGGGUGACGAGUUUCCUGAGUGCAGAGCGGGAGGAUCAUCCAAUGUGGACAGAGACUUGGCUCAAGCGGCAAGAACGACAUGCGGAUUACAAUGUGCACACGGCACAGGACUUUGCAAAGACUCCUUUACCGAAUCCGGGGAGGCCUUUUCAAGACUUCUUCCAGUCGUAUGGGCCGUUUGGGAGGACUUUUGCAAGCAUCUCGGAGCUUUAUCACUACCUUUUUGUGGACGUCGUUUGGGGCUAUAUUUCCUGGUUCAUCUCGGACCUACGCGGGGCCAUGGAGUGGCUUUUCUUGGAGGUUUUGACUCUGGAAAGCUUGAUCGCUUCACUCAAGAUUUGGCUGGACGUUGAAGCUCAACUUGAGAAGUUGAAGUACAUUGUAGUUUGGACUCGUAGUGCCUCAGCCUUUAUUUUGGGCAUUUGGGCAGGCUUGACUUAA
This is a messenger RNA of Durusdinium trenchii, 729 nucleotides long. The record is from the annotation of a GenBank genome assembly. Lineage: Eukaryota; Dinophyceae; Suessiales; Symbiodiniaceae.